GUUUUUCUGAUUAUACAUUAUGCCCCUUUGGUGAACUCAUUGGCUGAGGUUAUACUUAAUGGUGACCUCUCGGUGUUUUCUUCUAAAGUUGAGCAAGAUGUACAGAAAAACUCAGCAAAGUCAAGUAUCAGAUGUUUCAUAAAACCAACAGAAUCACUUGAGAGGUCUCUUGAAAUUAACAAACAGAAAGGGAAGAAGAGGGUGCAGAAAAGACCCAACUAUAAAAAUGUUGGUGAAGAAGAUGAAGAGGAGAGGGGAUCUGAAGAUAACCAAGAUGACCUAGAUAAAACUAAAGGUACAGAAGUGAGUUCAAAGGGCAUCAGAACAAGCAGUGAAAAUGAAGAAAUAGAGAUGGUAAUCAUGGAGAGAUGUAAACUAUCAGAAUUGUCCAUCUCUGCUGUGACAGAGCAGAAUACAACAGAUGAAGAAAAGAGUGCCGCUGCCUCUGGGAGCGAGAUGACAAACUGGAACAGGCCUUUUCUUGAUAUGGUCUAUAAUGCACUGGACUGUGCUGAAGAUGAUUACUAUGCCCUUUUUGUGCUCUGUCUUCUAUAUGCAAUGUCACACAACAAAGGAAUUGACCCAGUCAAGCUGGAGAGAAUUCAGCUUCCAGCUCAGCAUGCUGAAGAGAGAAAUUCGUAUAAUCAUGUACUUGCAGAAGGGCUCAUCAGGAUCAUGAAUUACGCUGCACAACCAGAUGGAAAAAUCCGUUUGGCAACUUUAGAACUUGGCUGCCUGUUGCUGAAGCAGCUUGUGUUUUCUAAAAAUGGCAGCAUCAUAAAAGAUGUUCACCUUGCUUGCCUUGAGGGUGCGAGGGAAGAAAGUGUUCAUCUCCUUCGUCGUUUCUAUAAGGGAGAAGAAAUCUUUCUGGAUAUGUUUGAAGAUGAAUACCGGAGUAUGACAAUUAAACCCAUGAAUGUAGAGUACUUGAUGAUGGAUGCCUCAAUCUUGUUGCCUCCAACGGGGACACCACUGACUGGUAUUGAUUUUGUGAAAAGAUUACCUUGUGGAGACGUGGAAAGAACACGAAGAGCAAUCAGAGUUUUCUUUAUGCUCCGUUCUCUAUCACUGCACUUGCGAGAUGAGCCAGAAACUCAGUUACCACUCACAAGGGAGGAAGAUCUGAUAAAGACAGAUGAUGUUCUUGACUUGAAUAACAGUGAUCUCAUUGCUUGUACAGUAAUAACAAAGGAUGGGGGUCAAGUUCAAAGAUUCCUGGCUGUGGAUAUUUACCAGAUGAGUUUGGUUGAGCCAGAUGUUGCCAGACUUGGAUGGGGAGUUGUUAAGUUUGCAGGCCUUUUGCAGGAUAUGCAGGUGACAGGAGUAGAAGAUGACAGUAGAGCUCUGAACAUAAUAAUUCAUAAGCCUGCCUCAAGUCCUCAUUCUAAGCCAUUCCCUAUCCUUCAAGCUACAUUUAUUUUUUCUGAUCACAUUCGCUGCAUUAUUGCAAAACAGCGUCUUGCAAAAGGCCGUAUCCAAGCUCGGCGUAUGAAAAUGCAGAGGAUAGCAGCUCUCCUGGAUCUUCCUGUUCAGCCUUCAACUGAAGUUGUUAUGGGUUUUGGUCACAGCUCUGCAGCUACAGCCCAACACCUUCCAUUUAGAUUUUAUGACCAGUCACGACGUGGUAGCAGUGAUCCUACAGUGCAACGCUCUGUUUUUGCAUCUGUUGACAAAGUUCCAGGCUUUGCUGUAGCCCAGUGUAUAAAUCAGCACAAUCAAUCACCACUCUCGUCACCAUCACCUUCCAGUGGGAGUACAGGGCGCUGUGAUUCAGUGACGGCAAGCUCAACAUCCACUCCUUCUGCUGCACAGAGCCCAUCAGAUGAUGCUUCAGCUCCAGAGCAGCCUCAGAUGACCACUUCUGGUCAGAUUAUCAUUUCUGGUCAGACGAUGCUGACUGAUGAAACUCUCUCAGCUGUCUCAAAGUCUAGCAAGAAUGCUGCAAAAACCAGUGACAUAGAAACAGCAAACCUGUCUCCUAGCCUGAUUCCGGCACAGCAGCCCACAAUAUCAUUAAUAACAGAUGACAAUACGGAUGCACUAAGUGUAGAGUCACUUACACUGGUGCCACCAGUUGAUCCACACAGCAUUCGAACAUUCGGCUGCAUUCCUCAGUCCUCUUUGCAAUCUGAACUUGAAGUUUGCAAGGUAGAAGAGGUAGAGGAAGAAGUUCUGACUAAAGCCAGCCUGCAGACUGCGGUAAACAGUGAAGCAAAUGCAACCAAAUACUUCAUUGUUUUUUCUUUGGGAGUGCGGACACAAAGCCUGAGAGGCCAUCUGGUCCACAAGAAGAGGCCCACUGGUGAAAGAGAAUGUGGGCAGCUUUUAGAGUAA
Molecule: messenger RNA, 2334 nt
Organism: Leptosomus discolor (cuckoo roller)
Lineage: Eukaryota; Metazoa; Chordata; Aves; Leptosomiformes; Leptosomidae
Source: RefSeq, a predicted model, not a curated record